AAGCCAAUAAAUAAGAAAUAACGCAACACAAAUAGGAUGUACUGUACAAUAACUAAUCUAAAUCAGGAGUCAGGCAUAUCGAAAUGAAACACAUACAUUAAAUAAAUGAAAACAGAUGCCCAGUCCAACCCCCCAACUUCCGCUCUUUUUUACCAGUCCCCAAUAUCAGUCCGCCAUCUAUCUAAUAGAUUACACCAAACCCAGCAGCUAUCGACCACCUUUCCAAAGAUCUGCUCUUAAGGGGGUAUAUGUAUAUAGCUACAAGAAGACGAACCAACUACGAGCCGAGCUUGUGUCACUUGAGCGAACAGAAUAUAUAAUAUCAAUAUAUCUAUCUAUCUAUCCACACACGGCACUGCGCCCGCCUCCUUGUACUGUGCGACCGGCUCCCUGCACAACUAGUUUCGCUCUGAACGGGUAGUAGUAGAUGAUGGUGAUGAUGGUGAUGAUGGCGAUGAUCGAAACUCUGACAAACGGAAUCGAAAGGCGGCUGGUCUGGCUGGCUGCGCGCUGGGCCGAACCAGCCGUAUGCCGUGUGCUGUAUGCUGUAUGCCGUGUGAUGUAUGCUUUCUGUUCUUGUCCUGUCGUACACGAGCACAAGGGGAUAUUGAAAUAUUGAAAUAUUUUUUGCUACGGUGAGUUUUAAGAUGAUGAUGAUGACAAACGCCGAAGGAAACUUUUAUCUACUAAACUAACUGACGGAAGAACUUAAAACGGGGGGGAAGGUGGGUGUGUUCCCUCUUCUUUCUCUAAAGUAUCAGUAUUUUCUUUCAUAAAUUUUGUUUUGUUUUGUUUUUGUUUCCUUUUUUUAUCCAUCCAACUUUCUAUCUGAAUGAACCUCGACCUUUUUCAUGCUCGAUGAAGGUCAGAGAUGUAUGCGGAGGGAGAAGGACGCAGUGGGACAGAGCCAGAGUCACCUAUUAUCUAUCCUAUUACCUCCCCCCUCCCCCCCCCCACCUACCGCCCCU
Blastomyces dermatitidis ER-3 is the source of this 968-nucleotide messenger RNA. RefSeq lists its product as uncharacterized. The transcript has a single exon. NCBI's taxonomy places the organism in Eukaryota, Fungi, Ascomycota, Eurotiomycetes, Onygenales, Ajellomycetaceae. The record is from RefSeq and is a predicted model, not a curated record. Bases 116 to 421 code for a protein of 101 amino acids.